Messenger RNA from Oncorhynchus kisutch (coho salmon), 2683 nucleotides. It is a transcript of the gene znf143b, whose product is annotated as zinc finger protein 143b. NCBI's taxonomy places the organism in Eukaryota, Metazoa, Chordata, Actinopteri, Salmoniformes, Salmonidae. The coding region runs from base 493 to 2370 and encodes 625 amino acids. The transcript is spliced from 16 exons. Gene Ontology annotation, biological process: regulation of transcription by RNA polymerase II. The record is from RefSeq and is a predicted model, not a curated record. Gene Ontology annotation, molecular function: RNA polymerase II cis-regulatory region sequence-specific DNA binding; DNA-binding transcription factor activity, RNA polymerase II-specific. Gene Ontology annotation, cellular component: PcG protein complex; transcription regulator complex; chromatin.
UUUUUUUCCCACACAACCUUGUUUUCAACAUGGAUGCUCGACAUUUCCCAGUAAAUGUUGUUUACAUGGAACAUUUACAGACUAAUUUGAUCUCAGCUGUAUGACAUAAGACAGAAAUUAGAAAGGCUCAUAACGAUCUAGUUACAUGUUACGUAAAAUGCAAAGCGUCAACCGUUUUGUAACGUUAAAAAAUAACAUUUAGUCAAACGCCACAAACAAUACACAUAAUGGCGCCUGCUAGGGGCCUAUGAACGUGUAUAGUGAAAAUAUUACCUGAAAUUGCGAAGGGUUAGCUGGUAUGUGGCCAAUGGGAAGACCACCAUUGAGGUGUAGACAACCAAUAGAAUGGUGGUAAAUUCAGUUGGGGUUGGGCUUUGUUGCAACGGCUUUUCUUCAUACAUGUUCCCGGGUGCAAAUGCUCUCAUAACGUUUCCUGCACUGAUGCAUGGUGGUCGAACGGAGGGAUUGUUGGAAAAUUGCGGAGGUUGAGACAUGCUCUUGGCCCAGAUAAACUGUGACUCCCAGGGGAUGGCAGAGUUCCAGGAUGCAGACGGCCAGCAGGUGACCCUCUGUCUGGCCGAGGCAGUGACCGUGGCAGACGGCGAUCAUAUGGACACAGUGAGUCUACAGGCGGUAACCCUUGCCGACGGCUCCACAGCAUACAUACAGCAUGACCACAAAGUUUCCUUUUCAGAUGGACAGCUAAUGGACGGACAGGUCAUCCAACUGGAGGAUGGGUCUACUGCAUACGUCCAGCAUAUGUCCAUGCCGAAAUCAGGAGGAGACAGUUUGCAACUUGAAGAUGGACAGGCUGUCCAGCUAGAAGAUGGAACAACAGCCUACAUUCAUGCACCCAAAGAGACAUAUGAACAGAGUAGCUUGCAGGCGGUGCAGUUGGAGGACGGCAGCACGGCGUACAUCCAGCACACGGUGCACAUGCCCCAGUCCAACACCAUCCUGGCCAUUCAGGCCGACGGCACCAUCUCCGACCUGCAGACAGACGGGGGCAUAGACCCGGAGACCAUCAGUGUGCUGGAGCAGUACACAACCAAGGUGGAGAAUUUAGAGAGUGGGCUGUUUGGCCGAGAGGAGACUGAUAAUGGCAUCCACAUGCAGAUUGUUCUCCAGGGUCAAGAGGGUAGGACAGGAAGGGUUUCACACGUAGGGGAGAAGUCCUUCCACUGUGACCACGAGGACUGUGGGAAACUCUUUACCACUGCUCACCAUCUAAAGGUACACGAGAGAUGCCACACUGGAGAUAAGCCAUAUAUCUGUGACCACAUUGGCUGUGGGAAGAAGUUUGCUACAGGGUAUGGGCUGAAGAGUCACUCGCGUACACACACUGGGGAAAAGCCUUACCGCUGCCAGGAGAUCAACUGCCAAAAGUCUUUCAAAACAUCCGGAGACCUACAGAAGCACACACGGACACACACUGGAGAGAAGCCAUUCAAAUGUCCUGUUGAGGGCUGCGGACGGUCGUUCACCACCUCCAACAUCCGCAAGGUUCACAUCCGCACGCACACCGGAGAGCGGCCGUACUACUGCGCUGAGCCCAGCUGCGGGCGAUCCUUCGCCAGCGCCACCAACUACAAGAACCACAUGAGGAUUCAUACAGGAGAGAAACCUUACGUGUGCACCCUGCCAGGGUGUGAUAAGCGAUUCACGGAGUACUCCAGCCUGUACAAGCACCAUGUGGUCCACACGCCCUGCAAGCCCUACAACUGCAACUACUGUGGGAAGACUUACAAACAGAUCUCCACCCUGGCUAUGCACAAGCGCACAGCGCACAACGACACGGAGCCCAUCGAAGAGGAGCACCAGGCCUACUUUGAGCAACCCACAGAUGCCAUUGAUGAUCCCGAGGUCACCUACACAUCUGUCGUGGAGGUGGACGACUCCUUGUUGGAACAGGUGUCUGUGGGGACCCCAGAGGUUCUAGGGCAACAGCACCAAGUGUCUCUAGUCACUCAGGAUGGAACAACACAGCAGGUCAGUAUCUCCGAGGCGGAUUUGCAAGCGAUGGGCGGUACAAUUACCAUGGUAACACAAGAAGGUACCACCAUCACCAUCCCAGCCCAUGAGCUGAUGUCACAAGGGCAUUCUGUCACCAUGGUGACAGAGGAUGGCACAGAGGGACAGGUGCAAAUUAUGACCCCAGAUAUGACCACGUUCCAGACAGUGGAGGAGGUGGAUUUUAUCCAGGAACAGGAGCACCAGGUGGUGUCUUCAAGCCCUCACCCGGUCACCCUAUUGGCUACUUCCAAUGGCACUCACAUCGCUGUACAGCUCAGUGAUCAACCAUCAUUGGAAGAAGCCAUCAGAAUAGCGUCGCGAAUAGAGCAAGGCGAGACCACCGGAUUGGACGAUUAACUCCACAAUUAACUAAUAGCAAAGAAUAAAUUGUGUCUAAACUAUUUUCUAGAUUCUACAAUAAUUGUGUAUGUGUAUAUAUAUAUAUAUAUGUAUAUGUAUAUGUAUGUAUAUGUAUGUAUAUGUAUAUGUGUAUAUAUAUAUAUAUAUAUAUGUAUGUAUGUAUGUGUGUGUGUGUGUUUUUUGAUAACUGAAGUCCUAUGUGGAUUUAAUGUGCUCCUUCAGCCAUUGGUGAGGACAGGAUUAUUUCUAUUGUGCAACUGCAAUGUACAGCUAACUCAUUUUUUUUGUAAUAAAAAGAUUGAUCACACAA